AUUCUAGCGAAUGCUGCAGACAAUACAUAAGUCUGCCAUUUCUGCCAUACAGUCUGCCGGUCCCGGUGUCGAUCCUCCAGACCCGAAGGACAUCUACGGUGAACUUCUUGACAACAAUAAGAAGCUACAGAAUUGGAUUGGCUCAUAUAAGAGCAAGUGGCCCACAUAUGGGCUCACUCUGAUGUGUGAUGGUUGGACCGGUUCGAUAAAGCGGGCCAUCAUCAACUUUCUGACAUACUGUGAUACGAAGACCUUCUUCCACAAGUCAGUUGAUGCUUCGGAUAAGGUGCACAAUGCCUCAUACAUCCUCAGACUUAUGGAGGAGGUGAUUGAUCAGAUUGGAGAGGAGAAUAUCGUGCAGGUCGUCACUGAUAACGGGCCGCAAUAUAAGUUGGUCGGGCAGGUCUUGAUGGAGCGGCGACCACAAAUUUUUUGGACCCCAUGUGCUGCACAUUGCAUCGACCUUAUCCUGAUGGACAUUGGAAAGAUCCGUAGGGUGCAACAUACGGUGGAGAUAGCCCAACGCAUCACCAGGUAUAUUUAUAGCCAUACUUGGAUUCUUUCAUUAAUGAGAAAGUAUGCAGGGGGAGAAAUUCUUAAACCAGGAGUCACACGGUUUGCUACGAAUUACAUUGCACUUGAUAGCCUUAUUGAGAAGAAAGGAGCCCUACGUCAGAUGUUUAUCAGUCCCGAGUGGCAGGAAAGUAGAUAUGCCCAGGCCGGCACUAAAGGAAGCAGGAUGGAAGACUUGGUAAGCAGGCAGUCAUUCUGGCAGCGGGCCAAUACGAUAGUCAAGGCUAUCAAACCAUUAUAUGAAGUGCUGCGGGCCGUGGAUAGCGAGAGGUACCCCUAGAUGGGCUUUUUGUAUCACAUGAUGGAGAAGGCAAAGGCUCAGAUCAUGGAGGCAGAUGUAGCCCAUGCCCAGGAGUACAUCGACAUCAUUGAGCGGCGGUGGGGAGCCCAAAUGGGUAGGAAAUUGCAUCUAGCAGCAUACUAUCUGAAUCCCCGGUUUCAGUACGAGAGUGGAAUUGGUAUGGAUGAUGAACUUCUUCAUGCUCUGCGUAAUGUUAUUUAUAAGAUGGAGCCUGAUCCAGAAGUCGCCGCGUCAUGUAUAGAAGAGACCAAAUUAUUUAGAGAGGGCAGCCACAGCUUUGGACAGCGACCAGCUAUCGUGAGCAAGACAACUAUGAGUCCAGGUACAAUACAAAUCUGCAAGAUAUUUUUGCAUCUGAAUUAUAAUCCUAUGCUCGACUUGAUGAGCCCGAGCUUUGGACUGGCUUGCGGCCCAGCAGCAGGAGCCCGAGCUUGAUGAGCCAGGAUCGCCUCGACGACCAGCCAGCAUCAUAGCCACCGAGGCUAUGGUCGAUCCACAGCAAUGGACUGAGCGCAAUAUUCCACGCACUCCUACAGCUGAUAUGACGUGGCUAGAGGGGAGCCAGUCACCGCAUGACUGGUACGACGCUCCCGUUCAAAGAGAUGAUCCUCUCAUGCGAGGACGAGGACGCUCUAGUACCCAGUCGACUCGAUCAGGAGGGCGUCAAUCCCAGCAAAGAAGAAAAAGAAAGAAAAGGACCCCAAUGGAGAGUGUCGAGGAGGAGAUUUGGACCAGCAGCGAUGAAGGUUCUGGUGGUGAUGGAUCUACUAGCCAUGGAGGAAGUGGAGGACAAUAUGGUACUACUUAUGAGACACAGCCGGAGGGAGCUAUUCGAUACACCGGUGAGUCUCAGUUUACGCAUGCUACACAAGAUACGGACCACGAUAGGCCGUCUGAUAUAGGCCGGUCGGAUACCAUUGUAUAUCGAAGAAGAGCUUUUCGAGGUCGUUCAAGAGGCCAGGAUGCAGCUGCAGAUGACCUCUCAUGUGGAGUCGGAUCCAUUGAUGUAUCAAGUUCCGAGUCUUCCUAUUAUCCGCGGCCUCCGCCAGUCUAUGGAUAUGGUGUAUUAGAGUCAUCUUCCGGUGGCUACUACCCUGCGCAGCUUGGAGGGUCUUAUGGGUCGGAUUUUGGUGCCGGCAUAUUCGGAUGGGCCCCUUAUCAAGACACCUCUCAGAGCCAGAGCUUCAGCGAGAGAUUCGAGAGUUGUUAUGACCCGACGCGCAUUCCUCGAGGAUUGAACAUACAAGACUACAAUGCCGCUUGGUUAGAAGAAUGGGUUGAUC
Molecule: messenger RNA, 2157 nt
Organism: Phoenix dactylifera (date palm)
Lineage: Eukaryota; Viridiplantae; Streptophyta; Magnoliopsida; Arecales; Arecaceae
Source: RefSeq, a predicted model, not a curated record